Molecule: messenger RNA, 3600 nt
Organism: Suillus plorans
Lineage: Eukaryota; Fungi; Basidiomycota; Agaricomycetes; Boletales; Suillaceae
Exons: 15
Coding region: 1-3600 (1199 amino acids)
Biological process (GO): regulation of cyclin-dependent protein serine/threonine kinase activity
Cellular component (GO): nucleus; cyclin-dependent protein kinase holoenzyme complex
Molecular function (GO): protein kinase binding; cyclin-dependent protein serine/threonine kinase regulator activity
Source: RefSeq, a predicted model, not a curated record
AUGUCAGAUUAUUAUGAUAAUCUUUCGUCGACGUCAUUGCUUCUCAUUGAUCCGACUCCUCCCAUCAUCGUGUUUGAAUCUUUAGCUGCGUCUCUUAGGCUGUAUAUCUUUAAUUUGUACUACUCUUGUGGCAUGGCCCCCAACCGAAACACGACGAACCGGGGACAUAAAUAUAUUGCUUCAACAUCAUCCAACAACCAAGUGGAUUGUCAGUACUGUAACAAGUCAUACUCGGCGCGCGGGAUCAAAUCUCACGAACAAGGGUGUCUGAGAAGACGGGAUAAGAAGAAUGAUGACAAGGAUUUCGCGGCACUUGCAGCGCGUGCAGUAGAGGAGGAGCUGCAAAGGAAAGAAGCACGUCGAGAGAAAAGACGGCAUCGUAAGGAGCAAACAAUGGCUUCUGCUGUUGUCGCUGCUGCAGCGCCGUCGGUCCCUUUGAGAAUGGUCCCGGAUGGCACAAAGAACUCGUCGCCUGAGCAAGAUCAACAGCCUGACGACUUCACUGCAGGUCCAUUGUUUGAAGGGAAUUCAGAUGUUGCCGAUGCAAUGAGCAUCAGUAGAGAUUCAGAUGCACGUCAACGUUCAGAAUCAGAUACAAGCAUGGGCAUCCCCGCGUGUACCACCCUAUCAUUGCUCCCAAUCAUGCCUUCAGCUCCUCCUAAUCUCGAUACUUUCAAGACGGAAUACCACCCACACAGUGGCCGUGCGACUUCUGUAGAGUCGUUCUCCACUUUUGGACGCAAGGAGCAUCAGCUGCCGCCUAUCGUCGACAACGAACCCUGGCAGCCUUUUGCUUGUCGUGCGGACUUUGAGUUCGCCAAACUCGCACACCAGGCUGCCUUGAACAAGAAUCAAACAGACGAGCUGUUGCGGCUCAUCUGGAGAAUUGCUGAUGGCCAAGUGAAAUUCACGUUCAAGUCCCAUGGUGAUGUUUCAAAAGCCUGGGACAGGGCUGCCAGUCAAAUGUCACCUUUCGAGAAGCAUACCAUUACUGUUGAGCACAAGCGGGAGGACCUCAAGUACAACGUAUACACACGGCCAUUGUGGGACUGGGCCUUGGACUUGCUACAGGACCCGCUACUGGCACCCCAUUUUGUUUGGGAUGCACAGCGAUUGUACAAGCACAACGGGAUGCGUUACGAGCGCUUUGUACAUGAACCUUGGACUGGAGACCAUUGGUGGAACGUUCAAUCGUCUUUACCUGAAAAUGGCGUCCCAUUCGCAUUUAUAUUGUAUGCGGACAAAACUCAUCUAUCUUCUGCCGGUACAGUCAAAGCCUACCCUGUCUUCGUGCGAUGCGGAAACUUGCCUGUCAAUAUCAGGAACACGGAUGGACUUGGCGGUGGUUCUUUUGUGCAGGUUCCUGACGAUUCUGAGGAAGACGGAAAGCUCUCAUAUGUCAAUCUCAAACGUGUCGUAUGGCACAAGGCAUUCUUCAAGCUGCUCGAAACCAUCAUCAUCUAUGCCAAGGCAGGGUAUGCAUAUACAUGCUAUGACGGCGUCAUGAGAUGGUUGUAUGCAUUCAUCUUGCUCUUAUCGGCUGAUUAUGAGGAGCAGUGCGUGAUGGCACUGAUACGGGGAACCAAUUGUCACUGUCCCUGUCCUAUCUGCCUCGUCCCUUCAGACAAGCUCUACGAUAACGCUUCCACUUAUCCGACUCGAUCAUCUGAUGACACGAAAGCUUUGGUGGAGCUAUGGACUAGGGACCGUGUAGCUGGAGAAAGCGCACUCAAAAAACAGGGCCUGCGGCCUAUUAAGAACGUCUUCUGGAAAGUCCCAAAUUCUGAUCCUCAUGACACGGUUUUGCAGGACCAUUUGCAUGUAUAUCAUAUGGGUCAGUGGAAACAUCUCUUCGGCGAGCUCAAACAACGCAUUGCAGCCCUUGGACGCAGCAACGAGAAGAAACUGGAUGAUCAGUUCGAUACCUUCCCACGAUGGCGCAAUCUUAAUCACUUUGAUUGGGUUACUAAUAUUACUUACAGCGACAGUAACAAACUUCGGGAUAUCUCCAGGCAAGUUUUGUAUGCCGCACAGAACAUACUCACACGUGCAGCGGAUGAAGCUGGCUAUGCACUACUACGGUGUAUAGCGAGCUACCUACAUAUCGACAUGUAUAUUUCACUUGACGUGCAGACUGAAAGCACGAUUGCUGCGGGAAGGGCAGAGGUGUUAGAGUUUCAGAAGCGCUUAGAGGACUACAUCAAAAUCGUUGAGGAGACUGAUCCGGACACGAUCAAGAACUGGAACUUUCCAAAGAUUCACUCUGGAAAGCAUAUAUUUGAUGACAUCAUGGUGAAAGGUGCCGCUCGGAACUUCAGCACUCGACCAAAUGAGAAGCAACAUGGACCGAUCAAAUGGUGGUAUCUACGGCAGACCAAUCGUAAGGAUAUUGCUGAUCAGAUCCUUGAGCUCGACCAUAAGAGUGUUGUCUCUGAAUUUAUUCGCAGUCGUAUCGAGUGCCUUGAUGAGGAACGACGCAAACUCAUGCUUUUGCAGGAAGAACUGGAGGACACGGACUUGGAUGAUGAGAAAUUUGAAGAACAUUUUCAUAUCGGUUCACCCCUCAAGAAUCAAACAACCCUUUCGCAAGUGGAGGAAGAAAACAAGUCCAUUCGUGCGUUUCACCAGUUCCGGAAGAAACUCGCAACAUUUCUCAACCAUUUCCUUCCCUCUCACAACAUACCGCUGCCGGAAGGAACAACGUGGUUGAAACUUUCAGCACAAGACCAGAUCCAUGAAUAUCGAUACUUGAAAGUGCAUUAUGAGUCUACCGCUGACUGGAAGCUAGCUACUGACUACCUGCGAUGCAACCCAAGCUUCCAUGGCAAAGAACGGCGUGACUGCGCUCUAAUACGCACACUGGACAAGGACGGCCGCGACAAAAAUAUAUUUGUGAAGAUAUUAUGCAUGUUUAAGCACACUGUUGGCAGCUGUACCUUAGAUCUCGCGCUCGUUCUACCUAUGGAUGCCUUAAUUGGCCCACGUCGGCGUAUGGAUCGAGAACUGCGACUAACUCGACUUCGCGCACGGCCCGCUUCUUCAUCUGAGUUUAUUACGCUUUAUUCCAUCAUUCAUGGUGCUCUUCUCGUUCCAGAUUUUGCUCAUGAUGGAGAUUAUUUUCUUGUGGAUACUGUGGAUACUGACAUGUUUCUUCAGUACCCUCCUUCCUCUUCUAACUCUCAACUUCUCAAAGCACGCUUCCCCACUGCUUGGGGAUCUUCGGGUCACCGUCUUUUCGUAUCCGCUUUCAUGCUCGCAUCCAAGGUCAUCUGUGACAACACUUACUCCAACAAAUCCUGGAGUAUUGUAGCCCAGGGUAUGUUCCAAUUGCGAGAAAUCAAUCAGAUGGAGCGCAAGAUGUAUCAGUAUCUGGAGUGGGAACUCAAUGUGGAUCCGGUAACACUUAGGGAGUUCGAAGACAUGGUCAAGAAAGAUUUCGCAGGUCAAGGACCUUACCUGACUUAUAUCCUUCCCUCCUCGUCCAAGACAACCCCUCCACCUACCACAAAUCCCUUCCCGCCUCCUCCAGCCGCAUUGGCCCCCAUGCCUUCAUAUGGCCAUUGGUAUCCAUCACCUACUGCACCAAACUCCAAUCCAUGA